This is a messenger RNA of Acanthoscelides obtectus, 256 nucleotides long. NCBI's taxonomy places the organism in Eukaryota, Metazoa, Arthropoda, Insecta, Coleoptera, Chrysomelidae. The record is from the annotation of a GenBank genome assembly.
CUAGUUAAGUUGAAGUUAGUUGUAUUUUGUGUUUUGAACAAAUGAGUGCAUUGCAUCUUGUGGAAUCGAGUGUUUUUAAUCCACACCCAAAAGAACCCAGACAAACGCUACAAUAUGAAAUAUAUAAAGUUGCUUGGUGUGUUUUUGGAUUCCUGUAUGGAGUGGAAUCAGCACUGUGACUAUGUAAUAAAGAGGCUUAAUUCCUUAUAUUAUCUAUUAUUAAAUUUAAGCCAUUUAUGGUGAAAUUAAAUCAAAU